UAGGGGCGUCUGAGUCACAUGAUGUACUACGCUGGCUAACGAGCUAACGUGUUAGCUUGGCUUGUCAAAGCCGUAGUCAGGAAUCACGAACAGGACUGAAUCUCCUAACCUAUUGAACAGACAGCCCGUCACAGAGGCGUGAACCUCUCGGAAGGGCAUUGUAGAAAGCCACUUCUUUCCUACUCGCUCUCCUCCAGAUAUCAAGUCAUUAAAACCUUGGCACAAUAAGUCAGUGGGCUUUGGGCGUCCCAUAAAGCCCACCAGGGAAAGCCGGUCCUCCAUCAGUGCAGAGGAAUCGACAGACUCAAGCUGUGGACUGGCAUGGGCAAGAUGGAUAGGCAGUAAUUGGGACAUCCACUUCAGAGGUAAGGUACACGUUGAUUUCGUAAUGACAAGCUGCUGUGCAGAAGAUGUCCACGCUGUCUGUGACUGAUAUCCCAGAUGUUGGUCAUGAUGAGAGUAAGGUGUUUGACGGGGCCUCUGAGCUGCAGCUGGACUGCUUGGCUGAGGAGAGCGGUGGAAACACCACAAUGAAGCCCGGCGGCCUGCUGUCACUGACCGACCUCACCCAGCCAGAUGACUUCCCAGUCGCCUCCCACAAUGGCCCGUCGCUUGCCGACAUGAGCAGCACUCUGCCGGUGGAGCCAAGUGACAUCAAACUGGAUCCGUGUGCAGGUGACGCGUCUGGUAGCGUAGAUGGGCAGCCGGUGAAGAGAAAAAAGGGUCCUGCUCCGAAGAUGCUGGGCAACGAGGUGUGCAGCGUCUGUGGCGACAAGGCUUCUGGUUUCCACUACAACGUGUUGAGCUGCGAGGGCUGCAAGGGAUUCUUCCGCCGCAGCGUCAUCAAAAGCGCCCAGUACUCCUGCAAGAACAAUGGCCGCUGCGAAAUGGACAUGUACAUGCGCCGCAAGUGCCAGCAAUGCCGGCUGCGCAAGUGUCGGGAGGCGGGCAUGCUUGAGCAGUGCGUGCUUUCUGAGGAACAAAUCCGGUUAAAAAAGCUGAAAAAGCAGCAGGAGGAGGAAACUGCACGCACUUCCACAGUGGUCACACCGACCCCUCUGCAGGAAGCACCCACUCUCGACCCACAGCAGCAGGAGAUGAUCGAGAAGCUGGUGGCCAUGCAGAAACAAUGCAACAAGAGGUCUUUCCUUGACCGACCAAAAGUUACGCCUUGGCCCCAGAGUCAAGACUUGCAAAACCGAGAAGUGCGACAGCAGAGGUUCGCCCACUUUACAGAGCUCGCAAUAAUGUCCGUUCAAGAGAUUGUGGAUUUUGCAAAGCAGCUUCCUGGCUUCCUGGAGUUGACAAGAGAAGACCAGAUCGCUCUACUAAAAACCUCCACCAUUGAGAUUAUGCUGUUAGAGACAUCCCGGCGAUACAAUCCAGCCAUUGACAGCAUUACUUUUCUGAAGGAUUUCAGCUAUAAUAAGGAUGAUUUUGCCAAAGCAGGGCUUCAGUUUGAGUUCAUUAACCCCAUAUUCGAGUUUUCAAAAGGAAUGAACGACCUGCACCUCGAUGAGGCCGAAUACGCUCUGCUCAUUGCUAUCAACAUCUUUUCUGCAGAUCGGCCAAAUGUGCAGGAUCACGAUCUUGUAGAGAGGCUGCAGCAGCCCUAUGUGGACGCUCUGCGCUCUUACAUCAUGAUAAAGAGACCAAAUGAUCACCUGAUGUUCCCCCGUAUGCUGAUGAAACUGGUGAGCCUUCGCACAUUGAGCAGUGUCCACUCAGAGCAGGUUUUUGCUCUCCGCCUCCAGGACAAAAAGCUUCCCCCGCUGCUGUCUGAAAUCUGGGAUGUCAAUGAGUGACUGUGGUCCAGGUGUCUCACUUCGUGGCUUAUGGACCCUGAGAGGGACAUGGCUUCUAUGAAAAGACCGCCAACUCCUCUCUUCUCCUGUGGUCAGGGACUGGAUAUUGCCUUGAGAUUUUUGUUUUACCCUGAAGGGAGUAGAGUGCUCUAACCCUUUGCUCCCUAAAAGACUGUUAAGCAGCAUUGUGUGCAGUGGAGGAAACUUGCACACAAACAUUUCUUUUUUUUUUUCUUCAUUGUAGAUGCUCACAUGAUUAUGGUUAAGUUUAGGCGUUAAGGGUUUUGAGACACUUUUCUUUGAUUCAGUCUUUGCUGAAAGUUAAAGUCGGUCACUUUCGUGGUUCUGUACCUUUCUUCUACUAAUUAAAAUCAGGAAGCACUGAGCAGGUCUUGGCUGUUACUGUCUUAAAAAUUGCAAUGUCUCAUUAAGAGGAAAAGAUUAUUUCUGCAGCUGU
Messenger RNA from Xiphophorus couchianus (Monterrey platyfish), 2262 nucleotides. It is a transcript of the gene nr1h3, whose product is annotated as nuclear receptor subfamily 1, group H, member 3. The transcript is spliced from 11 exons. The record is from RefSeq and is a predicted model, not a curated record. Gene Ontology annotation, biological process: negative regulation of transcription by RNA polymerase II; cell differentiation; lipid metabolic process. Gene Ontology annotation, molecular function: nuclear receptor activity; RNA polymerase II cis-regulatory region sequence-specific DNA binding; zinc ion binding. NCBI's taxonomy places the organism in Eukaryota, Metazoa, Chordata, Actinopteri, Cyprinodontiformes, Poeciliidae. Bases 411 to 1805 code for a protein of 464 amino acids. Gene Ontology annotation, cellular component: RNA polymerase II transcription regulator complex.